This is a messenger RNA of Suillus paluster, 870 nucleotides long. RefSeq lists its product as uncharacterized. Bases 1 to 870 code for a protein of 289 amino acids. The record is from RefSeq and is a predicted model, not a curated record. NCBI's taxonomy places the organism in Eukaryota, Fungi, Basidiomycota, Agaricomycetes, Boletales, Suillaceae. The transcript is spliced from 5 exons.
AUGCUCUCCGCUCAGAAACAUGCGCGCGCAAAGCUCACCACUGAGCAGAAAGCAGAAUGUCGUCAAAAAUAUACGAAGCUUAUGGAUGCCAUAAACACAGCACGGGAUUCAUACCAGGAGGAAGCACGUUCUAUAGCUCAAGACCAUGGGAGACGUUUGUCAGAACCGGAGAAAAAAAAAUUACGGCUUGGUAUUGAUGACCUGCGCGCAAUGCGGGUAAACAUUGUGCGAUCAAAUCCAAAAGCUCUUCUGAAAGAUGUCAACUCGACCUUUAACACCAUGGAAAAAGAGUGGACUGCCAUCAAUGCACGUACCUCAAUGGAAGGUUUUUAUAUUGCUGUUCGAGGGGAUUUAGAGCAUUACCAUGAAGCUAAACUAUUCCUUACCGCCAAGGCUAAGUCCUUCAUUAAGGAUGUGCUGCAUUUUGAACCGAAACUUCUGGCACUCAAGUCUGAGUCGUGGGUUGUUGGGAAUUUUGGCGCAGAGUCGUCGAUGUCCACAACACAGCGGCUUCCAUUGUCGAAACUCGUCAGUUUGUGCAGACAAAAUAUUCAAGAUGGCUUAGACAAUAUUUUGCAGAAGAACAAGUUGGCUUCAAAGAAGAUCCCAAUGAAUUACGACAACUAUGAGAAGAGGAUUGUCAAAGUCUACGCAAUUGCAAUCGACGGGUGGACUUACGAGAAGAGUGUCUGCAACCCUGGGAAAAUUGGUCGCCGAGAACACCUAAUCAAAUUGCUAGAUGCGCUGGUCACAGGCACAUGCUCCUGGGUUACAUUGAAUGAUGACGAGGUAUCAGAAUGCAUCAGCAACAACCGCAAGCGCCAAGCGAGUGGCAAACAAGUUUACAAACCCUGUAAAGCCGCACAAUGA